UCACACUCUCUUCAGUCAAAGAACAGAACAGCAAACCUCCUCUGCAAUCAUGUCUGCUUCAUACGCACGUAGUUACAUGUCCUCCUCUGGAGGAUCCAUGGGAGGAGGAUCUCGCUUCUCCAUGUCCGGUGGAGGAGGCGGUGGUGGUGGUGGUGGUCGUGUGUCUAGCAUGCGUGCCGGCAGCAUGUACGGGGGAGCUGGAGGAUCUGGGACACGUAUCUCAAGUGCCUCUGCUUCUCGUUCUUUCUCUGCUGGAGGUGGUGGUGGCUAUGGAGGUGGCGGUGGCUAUGGAGGUGGCGCUGGGUUCGGUGGUGGUGCUGGUGGUGGUGGUGGUUUUGGUGGUGGCUUCAACCUGACUGAUGCCGUUGAUGUGUCUGCAAAUGAGAAAGCCACCAUGCAAAACCUCAAUGACCGUUUGGCCACUUAUCUGGAGAAGGUGCGCACUCUUGAGAAGGCUAAUGCUGAUCUUGAGAUUAAGAUCCGCCAGUUCCUUGAGAGCAAGACGGCCCCCUCUGCUCGUGACUACAGCGCCUAUUACGCUACUAUCAAUGACCUCCAGAACAAAAUCCAGGAUGCCACUCGUGUCAAUGGAGGCAUCUACCUCAGCAUUGACAAUGCCAAGCUGGCUGCAGAUGACUUCAGAGUCAAAUACGAGAAUGAGCUGAGCAUGAGGCAGUCUGUAGAGGCAGACAUUGCUGGGCUGAGAAGGGUGCUGGAUGAGCUGACAAUGGCCAGAUCUGAUCUGGAGAUGCAGAUUGAGGGGCUGAGAGAAGAGCUGAUCUUCCUCAAGAAGAACCACGAGGAGGAACUCUUGGCAAUCCGUGCCCAGAUGAGCGGACAGGUCAAUGUAGAGGUUGACGCAGCGCCACAGGAAGACCUGGCAAAGGUCAUGGCUGAAAUCCGUGAGCACUACGAGGGUGUUGCCGCCAAAAACCGCAGAGAACUCGAUGCCUGGUUCCAGUCCCAGAGUGAACAAAUCAACAAAGAAGUCGUUGCAAGUACAGAAACCCUUCAAACAUCCAGAACUGAAAUCAAUGAGCUUAAACGCACACUCCAGGGUCUUGAAAUCGAACUACAGUCACAACUCAGUAUGAAAGCGUCGUUGGAAGGCACUUUGCAAGAAACACAAUCCCGCUACGGCUCCAUGUUGUCCGGCUAUCAAGCACAAGUGGGCAGCAUGGAAGAGCAGCUGAUGCAACUUCGUGCCGAUCUGGAGCGUCAAGGUCAUGAGUAUAGGAUGCUUCUGGACAUCAAGGCCAGACUGGAGAUGGAGAUUGCAGAGUACAGAAGACUUUUGGAUGGAGAGGCUACUGGAAGCAUUCAAACUGUACAGUCCUCAUCCAAAACCUCAUCUUCAACUACACGCAAAGUGGUAACCAUUGUAGAGGAGGUUAAGGACGGCAAAGUGAUCUCCUCCACCCAGGCAGUGACCGAGAGCAAGUGAGAUCUCAAACAAGAACAACCAGCACAAGAUAAAACAGCCUAAGUUAGAGUGAUGAAAAUCAAUAAACUGGUUUAAAUGUG
This is a messenger RNA of Ctenopharyngodon idella (grass carp), 1524 nucleotides long. Its product is annotated as keratin, type I cytoskeletal 13-like. Gene Ontology annotation, molecular function: structural molecule activity. The transcript has 7 exons. Bases 50 to 1444 code for a protein of 464 amino acids. Lineage: Eukaryota; Metazoa; Chordata; Actinopteri; Cypriniformes; Xenocyprididae. The record is from RefSeq and is a predicted model, not a curated record.